Messenger RNA from Peronospora farinosa, 2118 nucleotides. The record is from the annotation of a GenBank genome assembly. NCBI's taxonomy places the organism in Eukaryota, Oomycota, Peronosporomycetes, Peronosporales, Peronosporaceae.
AUGCCGUUGAGGUCACAAAUGUCGUUAUUAAAGAAGCCUCGUGUGUUGGUGGUGGGUGCUGGACCUGUGGGGUUAGCAACUGCCUUUAUGCUUGAGAAACUCUACAAAGUUCCCACGCGUUUAGUGGAACGUCAACGCAUCCCCACGUCUCACCCACAGGCACAUUUUAUUAACCUACGCACAAUGGAAAUUCUUAACGCUAUAAUGCCAGAAUUUCACGAUCGUUUGUUGGCAUUAGCAGAACCAAGUAUCUUAUGGCGUGAUUACGUUUAUUGCACUGGAGUAGGCAAAGCUCGAGAAAUUGCACGUAUUGACCAGUUGGGCCCUUCCAUUCCACGCGAUAAUAUUGAGCAGGCAACGGCACAUGGUGAUAGUCUACGCAAGUCACUGGCGGCAUUGUCACCGACGCAGUUCCUUCACUUCCCUCAGAAUCGCUUUGAGACGCUGUUAGAUACGUUUUUGGCGGAAAACGAUGUGCAGAUUGAGCGUGGAGUUGAGCUUGAGAGACUUACAUUGCCAGCGGACAAUUCCGUUACGCAGCAAUCACAAGUUACGCUGCGCCACUUGGAUACUGACACGGUCGAGCAAGCGUCUUACGACUUUGUUGUGGGAGCGGAUGGUGCACACAGCCUUGUGCGCCACUUUUGUGGCAUUAACAUGGCUGGAACAAGCAAUAUGCAAAGUAUUGCAAACGUGCACUUUACAAGCAAGGCGCUGUCGGAUGCUGCGAGCGAGAAUCCGGCUAUGCUGUACUUUGUGUUUAAUAAAAAUGUCGUCGGUGUCUUGAUUGCCCAUGACCUCAACCAAGGUGAGUGGGUUUUUCAGAUUCCGUUCUUUCCGCCGCAGGAGUCAAUUGCCUGGGACUUCUCGAUUGCACAAUGCAAGGAAAUUAUCCGUCAUAUCCUACCUAGAAACGUCGAGGUUGGCGACGAAGACAUCGAUAUUCUAUCGACUGGACAGUGGCGAAUGGGAGCUCGUGUAGCAGAACAGUACGAUGCCGGCAAGCAGCGUGUCUUCCUCGUCGGUGAUGCGGCGCACCAAUUUCCACCGGCAGGUGGAUUCGGUAUGAACACAGGACUGCAGGACGCGCACAAUCUAGCUUGGAAGCUGGCGCUUGCGAUUCAGAUGAAGAAUGAUCCUGCUAAUGGCGUUGACACUCAAGCGAUACUGAGGUCUUAUGGGCGCGAGCGCCAGCCUGUUGCGAAAAUAAAUACGCAGUUCAGUCUGAGGAACGUGGUUCGAACCAUGAAGGUUCCAAAUGCACUAAACAUAUCGUAUGACAACGCCCAGACGCUAGCGAAGGUCAUCAACUCAGAGCCAAUGCAAUUUCUUCCGUUGCGCGCUCAGCGUAAAAUAGCGCAGGGGAUUAUGAGUGUAGGUAAAAUGCCUUUGGGAUUUUUGGAUGAAGCGAAGGAUACAGGUGGACCAGGAAGUGCCUUGGCUAGCCGCAUGCGUGCCAGUGUAGAGGAUAUCGUGGCGCGCCGUAAAACGAUUGGCAUGAUGUUUUACCACUUUGAUAUUGGGUUUUCCUAUGACGCGCCUUGCUGGGCUUCUCGUGCCAAGCAGCUCAUGGAAGACCCAGCACUGGACCGGUCUGCAGAAUUUCGUACUGAAAUCAGCGAUGGCAAUGACAUCAUUUAUUCUCCAGCUUUCCGCGUUGGUGAGAGGUUCCCUCACUUUUGGUGUACUUGCGACGAUGCGAGGGUGUCCACGCAUGACAUGGUGCGACUUGUUACUCUUCAGAACGGGAAGAUUGCUGAAGAUAAGUGCAAUGUGCAGUUUGUUUUGGUCGUUGAUGAGCGUGAUGCUGCACGAGUGAUUGAUUCUUGCUCAUCGUCUUUUUCACAAAUAAUGGCGAGGCACGUCUCUCUCGUCGUACUGCGUUCCAGUGCUGAGGUCGUGGAAGCUCAGAAAUCCUCGGCGUUUGGCUCAGUAUUCUCGUGGCAAGUCGUCGGAGACGAAAGCAACCAGGCAUGGGCGAAAUUUAUGGAUACGAAAGCUGCUGCUCUCGUGCGUCCAGACGGGCAUGUUGGUGCACUGUGGACAAGAAAAGAACUGGAAAGCUUUAGUAGUGAGACGCUUACGCAGUCGAUGCAGCAGGCUAUCCAGCUUAGCUAA